GUACUUCCAGGUAUGUACUGCAAUUUGUUUCUAUCCCGUCCCGGGUUGGUACAGCACAGUGAAGAUAUAACUCUGGCUCUUAGCAACCUUGAAACUGGUUUGGUAAUGAUUAGAUGGACUUAUUAAAAAUCGGGAGCUCGUCUUCAGUGUGUUAACACCAGGGUUCGCCACCAUUGAAAACCCAGAACCCAGUAACCCGACCGACAUUUCUACAAACGGAGCUCAGCUCACGCAGAGCGAAGGACUCACUUGGAAAAAUAAAUGUCUUCAACCGAAUAACGCGGAUUGCCACUGGAAUCCUUACAAGGGGCCGGCCCGCAGGGGGAGAUCAUCCCACCUCUGCUUUCUCGCCUGCCUUCUCAGCUUCUUAGGCGCACUGUUGCAGACCGAAAGGAACUCCGUAAAGACCGUCCGACGGGUCCAUGAAGCACAAGAUGCGCAGCUCGGAGCUUCCCCUGCUGCUUGCCAUUGCAGCUUAUUUUCUGGCACAGAUGGAUCAAACACAAUGUGCAAAAGUCUCCAAGCGGCCUCGGACAUGUCUAGAUCUGCCGGAAGAAAUACUGGAACAGAUGUUUGGGAAACUCUCGGUGGGAAUGUUAAGCGCCUUUCACCACACCCUGCAGCUUGCCCCUCUGGAGAAGGAAAAUCUCACUUGUCCCACUGGGGGUCGCUCCUCCUCUGAAAAGAAGGCUCAGCUUCCUGUGAAUAUUCAGAGUGUCUCUCCUUGGGCUUACAGAGUCUCCUAUGAUCCUUUAAGAUACCCCAAAUACAUCCCAGAAGCCUACUGCUUAUGCAAAGGCUGCCUGGUUGGACCUUACGGAGAGGAGAGUUUACAGCACCGCAGUACUCCAGUGUUCAUGCCUUCUGUGAUCCUACGAAGAACACGAUCCUGCACUGGAGGGCGCUACGUGUACACUGAAUAUUAUGUAUCCAUUCCUGUUGGGUGCACGUGCAUUCCAGAGACUGACAAAGAAACCGAGACCAGCAACUCCAGUUUAGCUAAGGAAGACAAAGUUAGCCAAGAAAAUGGUGUGAAGGUAGGACUGGAUACUGGAGUGAGAACGGACACUGUAUAGGGAACUCUCAGUUAAUCCACAGAUGUCUGCACGAUUUAUAUUUCAAACAGUGAAAUUCGAGAUAGUAAAGAUUUGUAUUUAAGCAAUGACAAUAUAUUUUUUAGCAUAAGUAGUGGAUAAGGUCAAGACACAUUAGUAAAUAGUCUUGUCUCAUGGAACUAAGCAGUCAUCUGAUGUGUGCGCCUGCAUUGAGAUAUGGAUUUAGAUGGAGCAGAAAGGUUUGAAAUGCAUCUUGCUUUUGUAUACGUUUACAUUGGACCGUUGACAAUGUGAGUUUAAGAUCUGCAUUGAGUUUCAACAGUUGUGAGUGAACGCAGUGUCCAUGUAGACUUUCACUUGCUAAUACAGCACAGUCUUCUACCACAUGAACAAAGAUGUUCCAGUAGAGUUCAUUUUUAACCUUGGGUGUGCAAGCAUGUCCUGCAGUGAGCUGCUAGCUUUCCCAUGCUGGUUCCUAAGUGGAAUCCAGCGUUGCUGCCAUACUUUUUCAAAUUGGAGUAAGCAGAAAAUAAAUUAAUGAAUAAGCAGGUUUGGAAUGAAAGCACUCUCAAAGGGUUUUCUCCAAGUGUUUUCAUGUAAGAUGGUUUGAUUGUGAAUAAGUGUGAGAGCCCAGCAAUGGUUACAGUUUGAAUGACUUUUCCAACCAUCCCCAAUCGUCAAUUAUAAUAAACAAAGUCUUUUAUUAAAAGUGAAAUAGGACAUUAACUAUUAGAAGUCUGCACUGUUGAGUUCAGACU
Messenger RNA from Polypterus senegalus (gray bichir), 1813 nucleotides. RefSeq names its product interleukin 17d (gene il17d). The record is from RefSeq and is a predicted model, not a curated record. Gene Ontology annotation, biological process: inflammatory response. The transcript is spliced from 3 exons. Gene Ontology annotation, cellular component: extracellular region. Gene Ontology annotation, molecular function: cytokine activity. NCBI's taxonomy places the organism in Eukaryota, Metazoa, Chordata, Cladistia, Polypteriformes, Polypteridae. Bases 423 to 1076 code for a protein of 217 amino acids.